UGAAUUUGGAACAUUAUAUAUAUGGAUAACGGAAUCCAUCAGCCUCACAGCAAUUUUGACCUUCUUCAUUAUAUCUCUUUUCUGUUCGAACGUUUUUUUUUUCUGCAUCAACUAAAUGGGCUUCCUCCUUCUUGCAGCUCUCUCGCUUUCCAUAUUCACACUUUGCUACCUCUAUUUCAAAUUCAUUAAAACUCCGCUGGAGAUCCAACGUCUUUUCCGUCAACAAGGCAUCGGAGGACCAAGUUACAACCCCAUCUCCGGCAACUCCGACCAGCUUCAACGCCUGAUCAUGGCGGAAGAUAAAUUGUCGUCCAUGUCUGAAUCGUUCAACAACAGUCAAGUGGUUCGAAAGGUAAUGCCAUUCUACUACUUUUGGUCAAAGAUAUAUGGGGACCAAUUUUUUUUUUGGUUCGGGUCAAAACCCAGGUUAGCCAUUACCGAUCCGGAUAUGAUCAAGGAGAUCUUAUUGAAUACCAGUGGAUCGUUCCCGAAAACACGAGUUAACCCGUUGGUCAAGGGUCUGUUCGGCGACGGGAUCGUGUAUCUGGAAGGAGAUCAGUGGGCUGUUCAUCGAAAGAUCACUAGUCAAGCUUUUAACAUGGAGAGGAUUAAGGAAUUAGUCCCUGAAAUUGUGGCUAGCACCAAAAGCUUGCUAGAUAAAAUGGGAGCAAAAAUGUGUGUGGAAAACAGUCUCGAAUUAGACGUAUACAAAGAAUUCAACAACCUCUCAGCAGACGUAAUAUCAAGAACUGCAUUCGGUAGCAAUUUUGAAGAAGGAAAGCGCAUCUUCGAGUUGCAAGAUCAGCUUGUUAGGAUCGCAUCGGAAGCCAUACGAAGUGUUUACAUUCCCGGAUUCAAGUAUCUUCCAACCAAGAAAAACCGUUUAAGCUGGAACCUUCAACGAGAAUCAAAAGAGAUGAUUACGAAGAUUGUCGAGAAGAGUAACAAAACGAAGGAAAACCCUAAAGCUCUACUUUCGUUGUUAAUGUCUCCUUACAAGACGGGGAACAUAGAGAAGAGACUCAGUCUCGAUGAGAUUGUAGACGAGUGCAAAACAUUCUAUUUUGCAGGCAAGGAAUCGACAGCCAAUCUUCUGACGUGGGUUUUUGUUCUUCUCGGAUCAAAUCAAGAAUGGCAGGAAAAGGCUCGUGAAGAAGUAUUUCGGGUCUGUGGCAACGACGAGAUUCCUUCAGCUGAGCAUCUGUCCAGCUUCAAGAUGAUUAGCAUGAUACUAAACGAAGCACUUAGACUCUAUCCUGCAGCUCCAAUAUCUGUGCGAGAAGCCAGCUGCAAGGAUGUGAAGCUUGGAGGACUCCAGAUUCCGGCCAAAACACAGCUUUUUUUGGCCAUGGCUGCUGUUCAUCACGAUCAGAAGAUAUGGGGAGAAGAUGCACAAAAGUUCAACCCCAUGAGAUUUAUAGAUACCAAAAUACAACACAUGGCCUUCUACUUUCCUUUUGGUCUAGGCCCUCGUAACUGCGUUGGGCAAAAUCUGGCGAUUGUUGAGGCUAAAAUUGUUGUGGCUAUGAUCCUUACGAAAUACUGUUUUGUGGUUUCACCGUCGUAUGUUCAUGCCCCAAUCCAGGCUCUAACGGUUCGACCACAAUACGGUGCACCAAUGAUCUUUACUAUGGUUUCAAGUUGAUACGAUGAUCGUGAUGUAUAUUGAGUUUAAUGAAUAUUGUUUAACCCUUGAUCAUGUUGCACGACUAAAAUUUUCA
This is a messenger RNA of Lactuca saligna, 1721 nucleotides long. The record is from the annotation of a GenBank genome assembly. Lineage: Eukaryota; Viridiplantae; Streptophyta; Magnoliopsida; Asterales; Asteraceae.